Messenger RNA from Cydia pomonella (codling moth), 2093 nucleotides. RefSeq lists its product as uncharacterized. The transcript is spliced from 6 exons. The record is from RefSeq and is a predicted model, not a curated record. The coding region runs from base 838 to 1752 and encodes 304 amino acids. Lineage: Eukaryota; Metazoa; Arthropoda; Insecta; Lepidoptera; Tortricidae.
CCAACAUACACAAAUAUCUCUGUUUGACCCAAUGGUUGACUGGUAGAGAAUGCCUUGUGUGCAAUAAAGUUUAAAUAAAUAAAAAAUAAAUAAAUAAAAUAAAUAUAAGCGUGACAGAGUACCUAGAAACAAGACUCCGAAAAGAAUUUUGCACGAAAAACGUUUGUGCAAGAACUUUUGAGAUAUUAUUACCUACUCGUUUUUAUCGAACUGGCUAACGUAUUUUUGUCGUUCUUAAUUCUUAAGCAGGACUUGACGGCUGUGUCAAAUAAAAGGAAUCAAAUAUUUGUAUGUGUUAUACCUAAGUGCUUUGGCUAAGUGGAUUUGUUUAUAAUAUUAAUUGUUCGCUUGUGUUACUUUUCCCUUAAACUGAAUUUGUACCUAUCUAUCUACAAAUACUUACUUAUUUAUACAGUAGUAUUAUAACAGCAUGGCGGGGUCUCGAACAGAAUUAAUGACUGUUCGGGAAAUGAUCGAUGCUGCCAUAAAAUUCGAUAAUGAUGUAAGUUAUAAAAAAAUAUUGAACAAUAAGUUAUCGCGUUGAGUGCGGAUCAAACGAAACCCCUUAAUAAAAGAUGCUCUUAUCAGUGGCCUUCAUUUGAUCCAUGCAAUAAAAUGCCUAAAAACGACUCCAGGAGCCCAAGUCAGAUUUUGAUACGACCUUGAAGAUCGCUCACGCUACCUGGUGCAUGCAAAAUGAAGUGAUAGUCGUGCGUAAGAUGCGCUCCGAUCACCAAGACGAUCGUCAAGGUCAUUCAACACUAACAAUCAAAUUAGAAUCAACCACCGUGCUUAUCACAAAUGCGUUUCUUAUAGGAACCUCUGGUAGACUACAAGAUGCUGGAAUCAGUCUUAUACAUCAUCGGAGGUCAGCUGAAUGUUCUACAAAGACAUGUGUUGGUUACCUACAGAGAGUUGAAGGAUGCUCAGUCCAAAAAACUAGACAAAAAGGUCCAAAAAACCAAAAUCGUACUUACUCAAUUAAAGAUUCACAGAAAAGUGGCUAAGACCCAGUCUGCGACUGAAAGAUAUUUUACGAAGAAGCCUCAUACUAAGAGAAGAAGGUCUAGAUCUAAGUCUAAAUCUAGGUCUAUGGAUGAAUCUGGAUCAGCAAAGCGGAUAUUAAAGGAAGAUCAUUUCAAUGUAUAUCAUGAGAAAUUACUUGUUGUAUCAAGGACGCAGACGAAGCCGACGCAAGAAAGUCAAAUAGAUUUUCGUAGUUCGAUAGCUACCCAAGAACAAUAUGAUAGAAUGGUGGCAGAGGUUCGUAAACUUCAAGCCAAGUUUGGUGUAAUACCUAAUGUGGAAACCGCCUGGUCAAACCUUCACAAGCCCACCUCAAUCACCGACCCAAAGGCCGCACUGAAUAUGGCCACUAGAUUAGAAGCGUCCUAUAAAAAACUUAAUGAAAUGCUAGUUGUGAUCACUAAGUUUGCUAGUAGCAUACCAGGUAUAAAUCUAGAAGGACCGUUCGACGAAAGUUUUUUUCACAAAUCGAGAAAAACCUCGACAGAAACACUAAAACCUCCAACUACCGAGUCAGAAGAAGUUCUUGUAGAUACACAUCCACCAGAGAAAAAAAUUGAUCUAGAAAAUAUGGCAACUUGGUCUGAAUUGAAUGUCGACAUGGAAAAUAUACGAAACAAUAACGUUAAACGCUUAUCUGAGUCAGCUACCAAAGCCACUGAAACAGCAAGGAGGGCUAACUUGUUGUUCAAAGAGGCCGGUAAGCUUGAUUUUAUUAUUUUAUAACAGUUUAAUUUCGGAGCGAUUAUUGUGGGGUGCAGAAUUUCUUUAUUUUUGAAAUAUGAUUACCGGCAUAUAUUUACAUUAUUUUACAUUGGUCCUUGUAACUUUUUUUCGUCAAUUUUUUCAUGGUUAUUUUAUUACGAUUUCCUGUUUUUGCCAAUCAGUACCCCUAGUGUAAUUUUAGUCGAUAGCGAAACGUGACGUACGCGUUUGCGUUAAGUCUCAUUUUGUAUGGGUUUUUGAACAGCGCACCAAGCGGGACGUUUUUGAAAGUCAAAAAUCUCAUACAAAAUGACACUUAACGCAAACGCGUACGUCACGUUUCGCUGUCGAAAAUAUUUACA